UGCUGUUGUGGUGUCGUAUUCUCGUGACACACACACACACACACACACACACACAGCGGGAGGAGGGGAUUUAACUGUCAACACUCCAGUGUUUCUACACGUUCCGUGAUUGCAUAUUUUUGCUUCUUUUUCUAGCUCUUGUCUCUCGGUCCUGGUCUGAACAUGUUCUACACUUGCGGUCCCAACGAGGCCAUGGUGGUCUCAGGCUGCUGUCGCUCUCCUCCUCUCAUGGUCGCGGGCGGGCGAGUGUUUGUGAUCCCUUGCAUCCAGCAGAUUCAGAGGAUAUCUCUGAAUACUCUGACUCUUAACGUAAAGAGUGAUAAGGUCUACACCAGGCAUGGCGUUCCCAUCUCAGUGACUGGCAUUGCACAGGUGAAAAUCCAGGGUCAGAAUAAGGAGAUGUUGGCUGCAGCCUGCCAGAUGUUCUUGGGGAAAUCAGAGACUGAGAUUUCCCAGAUCGCCCUGGAGACACUGGAAGGCCAUCAGAGAGCCAUUAUUGCUCACCUGACUGUGGAGGAGAUCUAUCAGGAUCGUAAGAAAUUUUCCGAGCAAGUGUUCAAGGUGGCUUCUUCCGAUUUGGUCAACAUGGGCAUCGGUGUGGUCAGCUACACGCUUAAGGACGUUCAUGAUGACCAGGACUAUCUGAACUCUUUGGGUAAAGCUCGCACAGCCCAGGUGCAGAGAGACGCCCGCAUCGGUGAGGCUCAGUACAAGAGAGACGCGGUGAUCCGGGAAGCCCAUGCCAUGCAGGAAAAGGUUUCUGCACAGUACAAGAAUGAGAUUGAGAUGGCGAAGGCUCAGAGGGACUAUGAGCUGAAAAAGGCUGUCUAUGAUAUGGAGGUUAACACUAAGAAAGCAGAGUCUGAGAUGGCCUAUCAGCUUCAGGUCGCCAAGACAAAGCAGAGGAUCGAGGAGGAAAAGAUGCAGGUGCAGGUAGUGGAGCGCACUCAGCAGAUCACUCUGCAGGAGCAGGAGAUCACCCGCAAGGAGAAGGAGCUGGAGGCCAAAGUCAAGAAGCCAGCUGAGGCGGAGAAAUACAAGCUAGAGAAACUCGCAGAGGCUGAAAGGCUGCAGUUGAUCAUGGAGGCUGAAGCUGAGGCUGAAUCUAUUAGAAUGAAGGGUGAGGCAGAAGCGUUUGCCCUGGAGGCUAAAGGCCGUGCUGAGGCUGAGCAGAUGGUCAAAAAGGCUGAAGCUUUCAAACAGUACAAGGAGGGAGCCAUGGUGGACAUGCUGCUGGAGAAACUGCCCUUGAUGGCAGAAGAGAUCAGCAAGCCUCUUUCAUCAGCUCAGAAAGUCACCAUGGUGUCCAGCGGAGGAUCAGAGGUAGGAGCAGCCAAGCUGACAGGAGAGGUCCUGGACAUCAUGGUCCGUCUGCCACAGACCGUGGAGAAACUGACUGGAGUCAACAUCUCUCAGGUUUCCUCGACCCGCAUGGGCUAAAACGAGACCGUGAAGAAGCAGACAGGAAGCCGUUGACUAAUGGAUGCUGUUCGCACCCCUCCUCAUGUUUCGCUUGCAUGCUCUAAAUGUUCUAGUUGUUGGAGCCUUAUGAUAGCUGUAGGCAUGUUGUUUUUUUUAUUACUACCCUGUAUCUAUUUUAUGUGUUUUUAUAUGUGAGCAUGAGAAACUUUCAUUUUGUAUGGAAAAACCCGACCCAGGCUCCAAGCCAAGAUAUUCAGGUAAUUACUGUUAGUUGAGUAAGAGUGGGCAUCAUUCCUAUAGCAUUACUGUGUUUAUUGUAAGCAUGCACCUGCUCCUAGUUAUUGAAUCCCAAAGUGCAUUUAACCAGUGUAAUCCUCAUAUACUAACUUUCUAACUGUUACUGAAGCCACUGUCUGUGUGCAUACUACUAAUGUCUUUCUAAACCUCAAUACUUGUUUAAACCGUACUCACCAAGAUUCAGUUCUGUUUUGUUACUACAAAACCUUUUCUUUUAGCCAAACUAAGGGAGUAUGACAGGAUAUAACUCCAUGCUUAUUACACAGCUAUCAGUUUUUGUCCCCCUUUAGUGAAAUAGUAGCAUGUUAAACAGGUAUUGAGGUUUGUACAGUCUGACAUGUGAACAAUGUGCUGAAACCAAUGUGAGCGCUCGUCUUGCCUUUACACUGCCCUCCUCUACUCUGUUCCUGCUUUACUGUUCGUUCACCGGGAAACAAACGUUUCGUUCUUAAAUGUCUAACAUCAGUGACCAAAAGUUAAUGAUAAGAAAGGAAAGCAGACGAAUGAGCUCUGCAGAAAUGUUGCAGAGAGCAAUUGAAGUGUAACAGAGAGAGAGAGAGAGAGAGAGAGAGAGAGAGAUGAGGUGGAGGGGAAAGUUGGCCACAUCUGAGUGAAGUCUGUUAAAUGUAGGUCAAGUACAGAGAGGGAAAUUUUACUCAUUCUUCCUAAACCUCAGAAAAUGUUUUUGUUAGUACAGAGAGAGAGAGAUGUUUAAUUUCUCUGUUGAAGUGUAAUUUGCUAGCUAUUGAUGAAUUAAUGCCUGAUCCAUCUGCAGUGUCUGCCUCCUGUUUAUCACCAAGUGCCUAAAUACACCUUUUGUUUCCGAUUCAAUCUAACCUCUAGGUAGCAUGCAAGCAUUUUACACCACAAUCUGUACAGAAUUGUUUUGCUCUUCUUAUUGUUAUCCUCUCAGUACUGCCACUCGCUCACCUCGUAGUGUCUGUCAGUUCUUGCAUUUUUGUUAUUUAUAUCAUCACAUAGUUAAAGACGUAUGUCAUGUUGGCACUGUAUUGUGGAAUAUAUGACGAUAUAUAUAAGAAAUCGAUUCAGUAUAAUUGUUCAAGUUAUGUGAAAAUAAAAACUAAAUUCAGUAA
Molecule: messenger RNA, 2813 nt
Organism: Hemibagrus wyckioides
Lineage: Eukaryota; Metazoa; Chordata; Actinopteri; Siluriformes; Bagridae
Gene: flot1b
Product: flotillin 1b
Exons: 13
Coding region: 163-1440 (425 amino acids)
Biological process (GO): protein kinase C signaling; regulation of receptor internalization; protein localization to plasma membrane
Cellular component (GO): plasma membrane
Source: RefSeq, a predicted model, not a curated record